AUGCUGCUUGAGGAAGAAAAGAUAUAAACUGACAAUCAAAUACAUCAGGAGUUACGCAAGUAACAUGUCUCGGUCACCAGGAAGAAAGCAGGAGAACCACAAAAUAAGCAGAGAACUUUUUGUACUCACAUAUGGGGCUUUGGUAGCCCAGCUGUGCAAGGACUAUGAAAAAGAUGAAGAUGUCAAUGCCUGUUUAGAUAGAAUGGGAUACAGCAUUGGCAUUAGGCUGAUUGAUGACUUCUUGGCUCGUUCGGCUGUGAAAAAGUGCCGUAGUUACUCUGAAACUGCAGACAUGAUUGCACAGGUUGCUUUCAAGAUGUACCUUGGGGUCACCCCUAGUGUGAGCUGCAGUAAUGCCACAGGGAAUGAAUUCUCCUUAAUCCUGGACAAAAACCCACUAGUGGAUUUUGUGGAAGAGCUGCCAGCAGAACGAGCAUCACUUUGCUAUUGUAACCUCCUCUGUGGGGUGAUUCGAGGUGCCUUGGAAAUGGUUCACUUAGCAGCAGAAGUUUCCUUCCUCCAGGACAGGCUGAAGGGUGAUGCUGUGACAGAAAUAGGAAUUACAUUUUUAAGGAAGCCUGAAGACAGAAGGCACAGAAGGAACAAAUGAAAGAAAUAUUGGAAGAAAACGCUUGCUGAGGGAUAUUUUGUGCUUUUUGUUUCAGAAGAGGACAGGAUAAAAGUGGCUUUGCUGAAUCAGCUGCACCAGCCACUUGGUUGAAAGGUGAAGAGAGAUGGGCAGCAAAGAGGAGGGGCAGGGCAGGGGAGAGCAAUGUUAAUUGUCGUGACACAGAUAUCUGUAAAAAAAAAUUGAAAUUAUCUGACCUACCUUCUCACAUACCCAGGCUCUUGAGCUUAAUGGAAGUUUUAGCUCAGUAUUUAGUGCAUUCAUCUGUAUACGAACUGCUUUCAGGUAAAGGUGAUGACCUUUUCCCCUUUUGUUUGUCAGUAAUGUUUCAAAGCAUGGCUGCUAGAGGUGCUUUAUUUCUCUGGCUGUGUGUGGUUAUCCAUAAAGGAUUCAUCUGCUGUGAUUGCUGUAUGUCUCACUCACUCACUCACUCACUCACUCACUCACUCACUCACUCACUCACUCACUCACUCACGCAUGUUUUAAUGUGUAAUGCUUUACCAUUCAUUGUCCUCCACACUGCUUCAAAGAUCCUGCUAUCUUUGAAACCAGAGAGGGAUGGGCCUUCACUGACAGCAGGAGCUGGUUGUGUUCCUUCCAACUCUCGAGGCCCCACAUGCAGUUUUGCUGGCACUCCUGUUCAGUCCUGUGCACACACCAGGCUGCAGCACCCUGACAACUGCAACAAUGUUUGUGUCUCUGCAAUCUAUGGGCCUUUUCAUGUCAGCCUUCUCUCCAAGAGCACCGAUCUUGUGACUAAACUGAACAAAGCAUGAUGCAUUUAAUGUGUAGCCAUUGUGGAUCUGUACCUGCCUAAGGAAACUUGAAUAAAAAUUCUGAGAUUGCCACACAAAUGGUUUGGUGGUCAUGUUUUCUGCUUUUACCUGGGCUUCACCACCAGCUGUUGAACAUCUUCCUUGUGGCAGUGGACUUGUUACCACAACAUGACUGGGAAGUAGA
Molecule: messenger RNA, 1588 nt
Organism: Poecile atricapillus (Black-capped chickadee)
Lineage: Eukaryota; Metazoa; Chordata; Aves; Passeriformes; Paridae
Gene: TRAPPC3L
Product: trafficking protein particle complex subunit 3L
Exons: 5
Coding region: 65-610 (181 amino acids)
Biological process (GO): intra-Golgi vesicle-mediated transport; endoplasmic reticulum to Golgi vesicle-mediated transport
Cellular component (GO): cytosol; cis-Golgi network membrane; TRAPP complex
Source: RefSeq, a predicted model, not a curated record